Messenger RNA from Penicillium soppii, 1710 nucleotides. Its product is annotated as putative MFS alpha-glucoside transporter. The record is from RefSeq and is a predicted model, not a curated record. Gene Ontology annotation, biological process: transmembrane transport; carbohydrate transport. Lineage: Eukaryota; Fungi; Ascomycota; Eurotiomycetes; Eurotiales; Aspergillaceae. Gene Ontology annotation, cellular component: membrane. Gene Ontology annotation, molecular function: carbohydrate:proton symporter activity. The transcript has 2 exons. Bases 1 to 1710 code for a protein of 569 amino acids.
AUGGUUGUUCCCAAGGCACCCGACACCAUCACGCCGGUGGAUGGCGUCCCUCCCGACUAUGGAUACCCCGCUGGUCCUGCCUCCGACUCUUCCACUACGAAAGUCAUUCAAAAUGCAAAGGCUGCAGCAGAUAAGGAACGUGCUAUGACUUUGAUUCAGGGAAUUAAGUUGUACCCCAAGGCCGUUCUGUGGAGUGUGCUCAUCUCGACGUGUAUUGCCAUGGAGGGCUACGACAUCAGUUUGGUCAACAACUUUUACGCCUUCCCACAAUUCAACCGCAAGUAUGGCUCAAGGCUGGCUAAUGGAACAUAUCAAGUGUCUGCAGCGUGGCAAGCAGGUCUGAGCAACGGUGCCUACUGUGGCGAGAUCAUCGGUCUAUUCAUCAAUGGCUGGGCCUCUGAACGCUUCGGUUACCGAUAUACUAUUAUGACCUGUCUCAUCCUCGUCAGUGCAUGGACGGCCAUCUUCUUCACAGCCAAAAACGUACAGUCCCUGCUUGUUGCGGAGAUCCUUUGCGGUAUUCCAUGGGGUGUAUUCCAGACCUUGACCAUCACCUAUGCCUCGGAGGUGUGCCCCGUGGCGCUGCGAGGAUAUUUGACCACAUACGUCAACUUCUGUUGGGGUCUUGGCCAGCUGAUUGGUAUCGGUGUGAUUAAGGGUAUGCUGAAUCGGGAUGACCAAUGGGCAUACCGGAUUCCAUAUGGACUACAAUGGAUGUGGCCGCUGCCGCUCUUCAUUGGUAUCUGGCUUGCGCCUGAAUCUCCGUGGUGGUUGGUCCGAAAAGGGCGCACUGAAGAUGCGAAGCGCGCACUGGUGCGGUUGACCAGCAAGGGCCAAGAGGACGAGUUCGACCCUGAUGAGACGGUUGCAAUGAUGGUGCACACCACCGCCCUCGAGGCCAAAAUCACCAGCGGUGCCAGCUACCUCGACUGCUUCCGGGGUACCGAUCUGCGCCGUACAGAGAUUGUCUGUAUGGUCUGGGCAAUCCAGAAUUUGAGUGGAAACUCUUUCUCCAACUAUUCCACCUACUUCUUGGAGCAGGCUGGAUUAAGCUCCAGCAACUCCUAUUCAUUUGCCAUGGGCCAGUAUGGCAUUAACAUGGUCGGUGUCUUCGGAGCGUGGUUCCUCAUGACACUUGGAAUCGGCCGACGCACCCUAUGCCUGUACGGUCUCUGUGGACUCUGCACCAUGCUUUUCAUCAUGGGAUUCCUCGGUCUUGUCCCGAAAGAGCACAAAGACCAAGCAUCCCUGGCCACAGGAGCGAUGAUGCUUAUCUGGGCCCUCUUCUACCAGCUGACAGUGGGAACUGUCUGCUACUCUCUCGUGGCGGAGCUUUCAACCCGUCGUCUGCAAAUCAAGACGGUCGUCCUGGGUCGCAACCUGUACAACAUUGUCGCCAUCGUAUGCGGCGUGUUAACCCCUUACAUGUUGAACCCGAGCGCCUGGAACUGGGGCAACUACGCCGGAUUCUUCUGGGGCAGCAUCUGUUUCCUGUGUAUCAUUUACACCUACUUCCGCGUGCCUGAACCUCGCGGUCGCACCUUUGCCGAGCUGGACCUGCUCUUUGAGCGUGGUGUUAGCGCCCGCAAAUUCGCAACCACUGAAGUGGACGUUUUCGACGAGACUAUCGAGGGACAUGUCAUCAAUAAUUAUCAAGCUGAGAAAAACAACAGAGAUCCAAGUCAAUUGGAGAAAAAUGAUGGCAUAUGA